Molecule: messenger RNA, 1926 nt
Organism: Herpailurus yagouaroundi (jaguarundi)
Lineage: Eukaryota; Metazoa; Chordata; Mammalia; Carnivora; Felidae
Gene: EPDR1
Product: ependymin related 1
Exons: 3
Coding region: 16-435 (139 amino acids)
Biological process (GO): cell-matrix adhesion
Cellular component (GO): extracellular region; lysosome
Molecular function (GO): calcium ion binding
Source: RefSeq, a predicted model, not a curated record
CAAGAAUGGGAGCUAAUGCAUCUGGAAAGAUUAUUUGAAUAUAUUUUGCUCUAUAAGGAUGGAGUGAUGUUUCAGAUUGAACAAGCCACCAAGCAGUGCUCCAAGAUCACCCUGACGGACCCCUGGGACCCUCUAGACAUUCCUCAGAAUGCGACCUUUGAGGACCAGUACUCCAUAGGGGGACCCCAGGAACAGAUCACUGUCCAGGAGUGGUCCGACAGAAAGUCAGCUAGAUCAUAUGAAACCUGGAUUGGCAUUUAUACAGUCAAGGAUUGCUAUCCCGUCCAGGAAACCUUCACCAAAAAUUACAGUGUGAUAUUGUCCACGCGGUUUUUUGACAUACAGCUGGGUAUUAAAGACCCCUCGGUGUUUACCCCGCCGAGCACCUGCCAGAUGGCCCAGCUGGAAAGGAUGGGUGAGGAUUGCUCCUGGUAAGCCCGUGAGCACAGAAGUGGUGGCCUCCGACGUCAUCCCCACCUCGAGAGGGAUUUGAGGCUUUUGAGAAACGAGAACCUUCACUGGAGAUAAAUGUCAUCAUUGUAGGAAGAUGCACAUCGAUAGGGGGUUCUUUGUAUAUACGAUUUUUUUGACGAUUCAAGCUUUGUUUACAGAAGGGAGUGGACUGGAGAAUGUGUGGUGACAGGAAUGGGAAGAGAGGGCAACCCUGGGGAUUUCAGACAGGUGCACAGCCUGUGCGGGCGCUGUCUGCUUCUGCGUGUGCAGGUGCAUUUAAGUGUGCUCUCUGUCUGUGCAGGUGUAUCCAAGCGCACUGGCGUGCACGGGCGGGGGUCCGCGGGAGCACUUUGCCUUGGCAGGGAGGAGUGUUUCACUACUGACUUGACUGAGGACUGCUGGACUGCUGCCACGUGGUGGUGAUAAAAUGCAGGACGAUUUUGGUCAGCUGUACUAUAAAUUUUUAUGUGCUCUACAGAUAACAGCUCCUUUAUUGCCCGCACCGGGGUGGUGACUGCUCCCCCAGCCCCGCCUCCUGCUCCCGUGGCCACUGACAAAGUGAUUCCUUAAAAUCCCUUCCAGACAUAAGGGCUUUAUGGCAUGACCCCACUGAUGGAAAUGUGGGGAGGAAAUGAGAGGCCAUAAUGCAAAGUAAUGAUUCCUCCAAGAGACACUGUAAACAAGAGGGUUUGAAAAUCUUAACGUCUGUACCUGGGUAAGCAUGAGCCACGUAUGCUUCCUUUUUUUCUAUGCAAGAGUAUUGAUAUGUAUGUGCCGAAUGGCCACAUAUUUGUCAGGGGACCUAGAAAGAUGGAUAGUAUUCUCCAAAUAGCAUCGAAUUGGAAGUCAGGAGACUGCUGUCUUCAAAAUCCAGGAGUGGAGUUCCUUUGUACUUGAACUCCUUGGGUUAACGAAAUGCACUGUGCUUUCCCUCACCCGGGCCUUCCCGGGGCACUGUUUCACAACCUGUUUGUCUAUACGAGCUCCGUGUAUCCCUGCCAGCUCAGCUCGCACUUGACCUUCAGAGAGCAGCUCCUGAGCCUGGAUCGGGUGCCCCCGAUAGCUUGAGCACGCUGUUCUCACAACACUGCCUCGGCCGUGUGUUAAUUUCCUGCUUACUGGACACUAUUGCCCACUAGCCUGGCUACGAGCUCCCUGAGUACGGGUACCACGUGGUGUUAGCUUUUAUAUGCCCAGCACCGAGUAAGUGCCUGGCACAUGGUCAGUGCCCUAAACAUUUGUAGAGUGGACGAUGCCAGCCUGUCUGGUCCUUAGUUUCCUCAUCUGUUCAAGGGUUGGGUUGGGUUUGCUGACCUCUGGGGAGAGUCUCAGUAAUAAAAUGCAUUAUUCUAGAUUCUUCUGCUAUCGUGUUUCAUCUGGCUAUCAUCUGUUAGUAGGAGAAACGUGUGACAUCUAUAACAUGCUGAAAACAAUCUGUACUACAGUUUAUUUCAAUAAACAGAUUUAAUCGCA